AUGGACACUAAAACCACACAAAAUAACCAAAGACAGCGAUACCUUAAAUUAUCUCUGAAGAAAUCCAGAUUAAAGGCAACUCAAGACAUAAAGCAGCUUAAUCGCAGUUCCGAUGUUAUAAUACUUGACGAGUCUUUCGACGGAUUAAAAUCGGAUUCGCCGAAAACUGUUCAAGCAACCCCAAAAAUUUAUUCUCCAAUUGUAAUAAAUGAUUCCUGUGAGUUGUCAUUUAGUAAUGAGCUUCCUAAGAUUAAUUUUGCAGAGAAAGAACCACCAAGUAAAGUAGGGAAUAUAUCAUUUAACUGUUCAAGAGAAGACAUGUCACCAACUGGUGAAUCUCGACCUAGCGAUGGCGGUUGGUCACCAGCACAAAACAUCAUUACUGCUACACCUAGACAUGAUCCUACACCUUCUACAAAUAAAGAUGUAGCAAACGAAUCACAGGAGCAAUGCUCUAUUAAAAAAAUACAAUUAUCACAGAAGAAAUUACUUAACGACUUGUACGGAGAAACAUGGAAGUCUAUACCAAAGCUGUUUAAAGCUAUAUCAGCAAAAUAUGAAAAUUUUGACACGGUUACCAAAAAACUGCAGUUUGAAGAUGAUAGUUCUGAAAAGGAAAACAUCCGCCAUGACUUGAAACAUAAUAAAAUGUUGUAUUUAACAAACUCUGAAAUAAAACGUAAAGUAGAUAUAUCGAGUACAGAUACAGAUAAGAAAAGUAAGAAAAAGUUAUACACAGAGAUGGUUCCAAGUACUCCGGAAGUACCAAAGAUAAAAGCCAUUAAGCAAAGGAAUGUAAAUAGUACUACAAAAAAGAGUAAAGUGAAUAAAGCCAUGAGUGUGACAGAGAUGGUUGAGAUUAUGAAGAAUGAUGUGGAUUUGCUGACGAAAAAAGUUGAAGACUUUAAUGUUACAAACACACCAGUUCCACCAAGUGUUGACACUUGCAGGAGGCUAAGUUUUCUUGGGUCUUUGGCAGACAGUGUACCUUCUUGGAGGUGCCACGUUGAAGCAAUUCAGUACAGAGAUAACUAUAAGACUCUCCGAGAACAACUGACCAGGAGGCUUUUUGUGGAGUUUAAUAAAGGUGUGUUCGAUAAUGCCAUGGAUGCAGACUUACCAAUAUUGUGGGACACUAAGCUACGGACUACGGCCGGAACAACAACCAAUCGCCUUAUAAAGAAUGCAAGAGGUGACCGCAUAAGGACUUCAAGUAUCAAACUGUCAACCAAAGUCGUGGAUGCACCACAACGGCUGCGGGAUACUCUUAUACAUGAACUGUGCCAUGCGGCAACAUGGCUCAUUGACUCCGAACUUAGAGCUGGACAUGGGCCUUUAUGGAACAAAUGGGCUAAGCGCGCAUUAAAGGCUUAUCCCGAACUCGGCGAGAUAUCGCGAUGUCACGAUAUGGAAAUUCACUUUAAAUACUCAUACAAAUGCACGAAAUGUGGUUAUAGUGUCCAACGCCAUUCAAAAUCAAUAGACGUAACUAAGAAAUGCUGCGGUUACUGUCGGGGUACCUUCGAGUUGAUUCUAAAUAAAAAGAACAAAGAUGGCGUCGUUGUCCAAACUCCCGCCAGAAAGGGCGCCACUAACGACUUUGCUCUGUAUGUCAAAGAGAAUUACGCUUCAUUAAAAGAUGGUACAAGAACUCAUGCGCAAGUCAUGAAGAUCUUAGGCGAACAGUUUUCGAAAAAUAAGGGUAGUGACAAUUUAAGUAUAUAA
This is a messenger RNA of Arctia plantaginis, 1725 nucleotides long. The record is from the annotation of a GenBank genome assembly. NCBI's taxonomy places the organism in Eukaryota, Metazoa, Arthropoda, Insecta, Lepidoptera, Erebidae.